Messenger RNA from Colletes gigas, 11339 nucleotides. It is a transcript of the gene Cubn, whose product is annotated as cubilin. The coding region runs from base 83 to 11203 and encodes 3706 amino acids. The record is from RefSeq and is a predicted model, not a curated record. NCBI's taxonomy places the organism in Eukaryota, Metazoa, Arthropoda, Insecta, Hymenoptera, Colletidae. Gene Ontology annotation, molecular function: calcium ion binding. The transcript has 53 exons.
UUCCACGGUAAAGGGUCGGCUGCAGCAUCCGGCAGGAAAUGUCACAGUGAAAUUCGAUCGAACGUUUCGAACUGUCGUUGCGAUGGGUACGAGAUCGCAAUGGUUGCUGCUAACUUACCUGGGAUUUUGCGCGGCAUGGAUGGACGAGAGGCCCGUGUUGGAGUCCAGAGACGGAAACCUGUUCAUUUCCGCCGCGAGGGACAGGAACAUCACCCUUAAAAUUCUGGGCAACGGUUACGUGAACGUCAACGAAAUUAAUUUGCUGCACGUCGCGUCCGCGGCGCAAAACGCGACGCAUUUGAUCGAGAGAUGGCGAACGGGAUAUCUGGCGGAGGUGGAAUCGAAUCUGCAACGACUGACGCAGAUUGUGGAAGGGCCAGAAGGGUUGCAACGAAGAAUGGGCGUUUUGAAGGGACGCGGGGACACCAACGCCACGUUUCACACUGGGAACGGUCAAGCGAGUUCCGACACGCAGAUCAAUUUCAAAUUUCGUAUGCUCACCAAUCGAGUGAGACGGCUGCAAAACAAAGUGGCAUCGAUCGAGACGAAAUUGAAGGAGAACAAUUGUAUAAGCAACCCUUGUCAGAACGGUGGCACGUGUCAAGACCUUUACGAGGGCUACCAAUGCCACUGUCCGUCCAAUUGGGAGGGUCCGAACUGCGUGAUCGACGUGAACGAGUGCGUGCAUUUGCUGGGUACGGACCUUGGAUGCCAAAACGGUGCUACGUGUCUCAAUCUUCCAGGAUCAUACAAAUGCAACUGCGCCUCGGGAUGGCACGGUCUUCACUGCACGACCAAAACAUCCGUUUGCAACACACAGAAUUCCGACGAGCUGUGCGGCCACGGUGUCUGCGUGACCAAAACUGGGUCUCCUUUGGGCUACACGUGUAUCUGCGACCAAGGUUGGCAGUCGGACGGUACCGAUCCAUCCUGCGUUAAGGACGUGAACGAAUGCGUGGGAAACCAUCGACCUUGUUCCGUGAAUCCUUGGGUCGACUGUCGUAACGUUCCUGGCUCCUUCUUCUGCGACUCGUGUCCCCGCGGUUACACGGGAAACGGUUACUAUUGCAGCGACAUCGACGAGUGUCUCGAAAAUAACGGCGGUUGCAGCACGGCCCCCUCGGUGCAAUGCAUCAACACGAUGGGUUCGAGGAUGUGCGGAUCGUGUCCAACGGGAUACCGCGGGGACGGUGUAACCUGCAUUUACGUCGGUGGUUGCGCGAUCAACAACGGCGGCUGUCACCCGUACGCGAAGUGCGUCGAGAAUCCAGCACUUACAAGCGACUACGUGCUGUGCCGUUGUCCAGCCGGUUACUCGGGCGAUGGAAUCGGUCCAAAUGGUUGUCAGCCGAUAACUGACGUGUCCGCUGGUUCAGCCUGCGCCAGUAAUCCCUGCGUCCAUGGCAGGUGUGUCCCUGGAUCCGUCGAGCAACCCUACGUUUGCGUGUGCGCAUCCGGCUACACUGGACUCACGUGCAACGAUACGAUAAAUCCAUGCUUGCCGAAUCCAUGCCAGAACAAUGGCGCCUGCACGGUGGUUAAUGGCGCCGUGACUUGCAACUGUCCAGCGUCAGCUACGGGAAGCAGAUGCGAGACACUGCGACAAACUUGUGGCGGUGUGUCGCGAAAUUCCAUGGGCAACCUGCAGUUCCCUGUCGCCGGGAACAUAGUUUAUCAACACGGUCUGAGCUGCGCGUGGGUGGUGAUCACCAAUAGCUCGCUCGUAUUGAACCUCACGUUUACCCGGUUCAAUCUCGAAGACUCGACCGACUGCAAGUUCGACUUCCUGCAGAUACACGAUGGGAGAAACGCUGGUAGCCAAAUAAUUGGCAGAUUCUGUGGAAACAAGUUGCCCAACGGGAACGGAACCAUCAUAUCCACCCACAAUACUCUGUACUUAUGGUUCCAUUCGGACAGCAGCGUAUCUCACGACGGAUUCGCGUUACAUUGGAACAGCAUCCAACCUGUCUGCGGAGGUACGCUGACGGACGAUUACGGCACGAUAAGUUCACCAGGCUCGCCGGGAAGGUACCCACCCAACAGAGAUUGUUUUUGGAGGAUCAACGUUAAUCCGACGAAGAGAAUACAAUUCCACUUUGGCCAGAUAAUGCUGGAGGAGCAUCCGACGUGCCAGAGCGACUAUCUGGAGAUCUUCGGCGAACUAGAGGAGCGAUUAGGUCUCUACUGCAACCAUACGCGUCCACCGCCUCUCAUCGCGCCCGGCUCGGAAGCUACGAUUUAUUUUCAUUCCGACAGCGCUGGCCAAGAUUCCGGUUUCCAAAUUCACUACUCCACCGUCGAAGGAAUACCGGGUUGCAGCGGAGUAUACACCGCUCCUACUGGCACGAUCAGCCUGCCCACGCACAUGUCCACGUAUCGUGAGAACAUGGAGUGCGACUGGAGGAUACAAAUGCCACACGGUGAACGAAUACAGAUCACUUGGUCCAAGUUCGAACUCGAGGAUUCGACUUUGUGCGAAUUCGACUACGUCAAGAUAUUCGAUGGCCCGACCAGCGACUCCCCGUUGCUCGGACGAUUCUGCGGCACGACGAUACCUCCCACGAUCAGAUCGACUUCGAACGUGUUGCUGGUGAUUUUUAAGUCCGAUUGGAUGCUAGGAAUGGGUGGUUUCACAUUCGCCUACAACAUUAUCUGCGGCGGGGUGUUCACCGAGAGCUCCGGGAGUUUCCACUCGCCGAUGUACCCGAACUCGUACCACCAUUCCAGAAUCUGUACGUACGAGAUCCAGCAACCGGCCGGGAUGAGGAUCGCCCUGAGCGUCACGGACCUGGACAUCGAGGGCUUCAAUCCGCCGGAAUGUUUCUACGAUUCUCUGGAGAUCUUCGACGGCGACAACGAGAACAACACUAACCUCGCGACUCUUUGCGGCAGCGAGGAGACACCCGAAGAUCCCUAUUAUUCCACCCACAACUUUAUGUUCUUGAAAUUCAGCACAGACGGCAGCGUCUCCGGACGCGGCUUCAUGGCGAAUUACACUACGAUCCCAACUAGAUGCGGAGGAUUGCUCAAAGCUCCGGUUGGGACGAUUCAGACGCCAGCCGACGAUGAAAAGUAUUCGAACUAUGAUUCGUGCAUCUGGACGAUACAAGCACCGCAGGGAUACGUAGUGCAAAUCACGUGGUUAACGUUCGACUUGGAAUACCACAUUCAAUGCAUGAACGACUAUGUGAAAAUAUAUGAAUAUCACACGAUAUCCGACGCGGAUCUGCUAGGCACCUUCUGUGGCACCAAGAAACCACCGAUAAUGACGUCGCAAGGCAACAGCAUGACCGUCCAGUUCGAAUCCGAUGCAUCCGUAACCCGUCAGGGAUUCGUUGCUUCGUAUUUCUUCAUCGACGCUUCGAAAGUCUGCGGCGGUCACUUCCUUAGGUUAAACGGGAUGAUCAAGUCGCCGAAUUAUCCCGAAUCGUAUCCGAACAAACGGGAAUGCACGUGGGUGAUCGAAGCCCCGAACAAACGGAAAGUGAUCCUGAACGUUAAGGAUUUCGAACUGGAGUCUCACAGUCAGUGCGCGUUAGACUAUUUGGAGAUCAGAAACGGUGGCUACGAUACGUCGCCGUUGAUAGGGAGAUUCUGCGGCACCGACAUCCCUUCGCAAAUCAUCAGUCAAACCAAUCAAAUGUUUAUGAAGUUCGAGUCCGACAUAUCGAAAGUGUACAAGGGAUUCAGUAUCGAAUGGGACAGCACCACGUCAGGCUGCGGCGGAACUAUGCUAGCCGCCAUCGGCGACAUCAUAUCACCGAAUUACCCGCAACAGUACACGUCGAACUCGGAUUGCACUUGGAAGAUCCACGUGGCGUUGGGCAGUUCUGUACGAUUGAUAAUAGUGGACCUCGAUCUCGAGUUUUACGGCAAUUGUAGAUUCGACUUCAUAGAAAUAUCCGAGGGAGAGCAGCGAAAGAACAAGCAGAAAUUCUGUGGCCAUCCGUACCCCAAGGUCAUUUCCACCUACUCCAAUGUAAUGACCAUUCGGUUCCGCAGUGACUUCUCGAUGUCCGAGCGCGGUUUCCAUCUGAAGUACGAAACACUUUGUCAGCAGACGCUUACCGGUUACUACGGUGUGAUCGAGUCGCCAAAUUUCCCGAACAAGUACGAGCGCAACUUGAACUGCAGUUGGAAGAUAGACGCGCCUCGCGGCAACCGCCUAAACUUGACCUUCUCGCAUUUCGAUCUCGAGAACACAAGCGACUGCCGAUACGAUUACUUGGAGGUGAAGGAGGGGGAGUACGACGUCCCGAAAACCGAAAUCGCCAAACUGUGCAACUCGGGCAGCCUUCCGGCAAGGAUUCACUCCACGGAGCAUCAGGUGUUCAUCAAGUUCGUCACCGAUGCUCAGUGGGAGGGCAACGGUUUCCGGUUGGAAUGGACGGUGGAUGGCUGCGGAGGACACCUGACCAGACCUUCCGGGCAGAUCACGUCGCCAGGGUAUCCGUCAGGCUACCCGAUAGACGUCGAUUGCAGAUGGCUGAUCGAAGCUGAUUACAUGCACAGCGUGGAGUUGACUAUUCACGACAUCAAUACCGAGAAGUUGAGGGGUUGCUUCUUCGACAAGCUUGCAAUCUACAACGGCGAGGACGCGACUGGCCUGAAAUUGGUCGAGAUCUGUUACUCGGAGAACCCCGUGGUGUUCACCAGCACCGGGAACAAGAUGUUCUUGGAAUUCCAUUCCGACGUGUCUUAUGCUGCCCGCGGUUUCAAUCUCACCUACAGGAGUGUCCCGAUCGUUUGUGGCGGUCUCUUCACCGCCGAUUCGGGGAUCAUACACUCGACCAACUACCCGCAGAAUUAUCCCAACAAUCAGCUCUGCGAAUGGUUGAUACGGGUGGACAAUAGUUACGUCGUGAACGUCACCUUCCACGAAUUCGAUAUCGAGAAAACCGCCAAUUGUACGGACGAUUAUGUAAAGAUAUACGAUGGCCCGACGCAGGACUCGCCGUUAAUGGCGACCCUCUGUCGAAACAUUAUACCGUCUCCCUUCGUUUCUACCGCGAACGAAAUGCUGAUCGUAAUGAAGACAGAUGGAUUAUUAGCAGCGAAAGGGUUCAAGGCGGAGUACGCCAGAGCAUGUGGCGCUCGAUUGAUCGUGAAGGAUCAAGGAUUCCUGACUCCAGCCAGAAGUUUCACCGGCAAUUACGAAAUAGUGGACAACUGGAACUGCACGUGGACGUUGAUCGCCGAGGAUCCAGAGGAUCACGUCACUGUGUCUUUCACGCAUCUGGAAAUCACCAUGAAUGAAGUGGAUGCCAAUGACUGCUCGUUGUCCUAUAUAGAGGUACACGAAGGCACUGGCAUGGAUGGUCCCUCUCGAGGAAAAUGGUGUAAUAGCGUUGUACCGUUGCCGAUAACGAGCACCGGGAAUGCACUCACGGUGCAUUUAUACGUAACGGGCUACGAUCACCACGGACACUUCGCCCUCACGUACUCGGUUCUAAAUUCAGCGUGCGGGGGGACCUAUGCAUCGUAUCACGGAGUGAUCGCUUCGCCAGGAUAUCCGAACUCUUACCCGUUGAACGCCGAGUGCGUUUGGAUCCUGGACAACUCGCCCGGGAACCAGUUGACCCUGACGUUCAACGAAUUCGAGCUCCAGCAAGGCGAGAACUGCGAUCUGGAUUACCUGGAGAUACGCGAGGACAGCGGGAUAGGGAAGUUGGUGAACGUGUUGUGCGGGACCGACGCGAAAACUGUCAGAUCCUCGACCAAGCUGUGGAUCAAGUUCAAGAGCGACGGCGAAACGGUGGCGAAGGGCUUCGUGGCCGAGUAUACUUUCCAGGGCGGAGGCGAACUUUCUGGACCCACUGGACGUAUCACGUCCCCCCUCUACCCGAUACCCUACAAACGAACCGACACCACAACCUGGCGAAUCACGGUCGAGUUCCAAUGGGCGAUUCGCAUCGAGAUCAGCGAUCUGUUCAUAGAAAACUCUGGCCCCGAUUGCUUCAAUUAUCUGAGGAUCUACGACGGUUAUAACAACGAAGCGCCAGUUUUACUGGAGGCCUGCAAGUUCAACAAAGGCGAACCCGUCACGACCAUCGGCAACGUGGCUUUCAUCGAACUGACCACCGACGUACUUCGAUUGGGCAGCUGGUUCGAUCUCACGUGGUUGCAAGUGCCGAAGACUGAAAAUAUCCUGAACACCGAAGUCAAACUGUCGAAUUGCACCAAAGAAGUAGCCCUCACGAGUCACUCUACCCCGACCUACCGGUUUACCUCGCCCGGCUGGCCCGAGGGUUACGGCGUCAAUCUCGAAUGCACCUGGGUGUUCACCUCUGUGCCAGGAACCCACUUGGUUCUGAUAAUUCUCGCCAUGGAUUUAGAGGAGUCCACCGAAUGCGUGGCAGACGCCCUCUCGGUCUACGAUGGCAAUGCUUUAACGUCUACGGAGAACGCUGUCCUGCAACAACGAUUAUGUUUAGCGAAUGCCACGUCAGUGGAGGUGAAGACUGGCAACGUGAUGACGGUGAAAUUCGAAUCGGACGUAUACAUAAACAAGACUGGCUUCAGCGCUUACGUUUACUGGGAUUGCGGUGGAAAACUGGAGGGCCCGAACGGAGUGAUCGAAGUCGUGAACAAUACUUUUGCCAGAGGAGUGUACACUUGGCGCUUGUUGUGCGAAUGGGACGUCGUAGUGAGGACCGGGCGUACGAUAGAAGUGGUCGUUGAGAACAUGACGACGGUGGAUAAUACGAAGUGCAUCAGCUAUUACAUGUUGAAGAACGGCGACAAAAUGUCGUCCUCUUUGCUGGGCAAGGGAAAAUAUUGCGCCAAUGACACGCUUCCAACCUUAAUGACCUCCGGUAAUCGUCUUUACGUGGCGCUUACUGGCCAGUCAAGCAUAAACUUCAAGCUGAGAUACAGAGAAGUGGGCUUAACAUGCGGCGGCGACUACGUGGCGAACAAUGAGUUGGAAAUUAGCACGCCUAACUAUCCGAACAUUCCGCCGCCGUUCACCGAGUGCAAGUGGACCUUAUUGACGCCGACCAAAGAAUUGAUAUCCCUCAACUUCAUAGACAGAUUCGAUCUGCUUCAAACUCCAAAUUGUGUCACCGAGUACGUGGAAGUAAAAGACGGUGGGACAGAGUAUUCGAAGCUGCUGGGAAGAUUUUGCGGCGACGCCUCGCCCAGCACCAUACAGAGCACCGGAAAUAUGUUAUACAUUCACUAUUUCUCGGAUAUUCCCGAACCGAAGAAUGGCUUCAAAAUCAAGGUCACAAUCGGAAACGUUUGCGGCGGAAUGAUACGAGGUACCAAGGGCGUCAUCAAUUCUCCAAAUUACCCGUUCUAUUAUCCGACAAAUCAAACGUGCGUCUGGCGGAUUAUCGCUCCGAUAGAUCACAGUUUGAAACUCGAAUUUCGCGAUAUACAUUUACCUGGCUACUUCACUUGCAAGCGUUUGGAUCACGUGACGAUCAGCGAGCCCAAUAUAUCAAAUGGGACAGAGACCGAAAUCGGAACUUAUUGCGGAAGCAAAAAGCCCGACAUCAUUGAGACAUCAUCGAACGAGGCUAUUAUCAAGCUCGUGUCCGUCGAAUAUAGGAACGAUUAUAGGAUACCCGGAGGUUUCAGUAUCAACUUCACGUCUAGCAUAGACAUUUGCGGUGGCGAAUUGACUGCGAUGUCCGGCAUAAUCAAAUCGAACGGAUAUCCCAACGUAGCAACGAGUUCCAGAUACUGCGAUUGGAGGAUCCGAUUACCAAGGGGUUUCCAAGUAGUGGUCAACAUAUUGGACAUGGACGUUGGUGUGGGCAAUAUGCCUAUACAUAUGAGCCUUUCGUUCUACAACGAUUUCCGAUUCAGAUCGAGGAUAAAAAUGCUUUCGCAAAACGAUACUAUAAGGGAAAUAAGAAGCUCCAGCAACACGAUGAUGAUUGGUUACUCGCUGCACCCCGGGUAUCGUGGAUUUAAAUUGCGUUACACAGCCGCGGCGCCAGCUCCUUGCGGGGGAGACGUGAAGGAUGUUAACGGCACUUUGCUACCUCCGUCGGUUCGACCUUUCAACGAGUCAUCGUAUUAUUGCGUAUGGAACAUAGAAGCACCCAAGAGCAUGGUGGCCUAUGGGAACGACUUUGGACUGACACUGGCGAUAAGAGUAACUGGUUUCAUGGGCGGUGUGCCGAGUUUCAUUCACCAACGAAUAUGCUACAGUUAUCAAUACAUUUUGCUGACAGACCACGCUAUGGUUUGCGGAAAUUACACGGAACCGACGUACCUAACGAGCCCGAGGCACCUUAACGAGCUAAUCGUCGUGAACAGCACUUACGGCAAACCGAUGAAGUACGAUAUUCAAUAUCGCUGGCAGCCCUGUGGAGGUAUUCUGAAGGAACCGCUCAAUCUGAUAAUAACACCGAAGAAUGUAUCGUAUCCAGUAAACUGUGCCUGGUACGUCAUGUCGCCGGACAGUGGACAAACGAUGCAACUCAGCUUCAAAAAGAUGAACAUGUCCUCCAUUUGUACGCAGAAUUACAUCAGCGUCAAAAACGGUGGUCCCUCGUCGCCGGAAAUGGGCCAUUACUGCGGUAACGUGAUUCCGAACAGCAUAAUCAGUACAACGAACAAACUAUACAUAGAAUACUUCUCUACCGGCGAACCGAACGAGUUCGAAAUAGAGGUUGGAUACACGGACAACGUGUGCGGCGGCAGUCGUAGCGCCAACAACAGACAGAUCUCCUCGCCAGGGUUCCCCAAGUCGUACAAAAAUAACGAGGAGUGCACCUGGGAAAUUACUGCGGAUAACGGAUACCACGUUGGAUUGGUUUUCAUUGAUCGUUUCAGUUUGGAAAGUAGCGCGGAUUGUAAGAACGAUUACGUGCAGAUAUUCGACUGGAGAAACGGAACCAAUGGCAUUGAUUGGCAGAGCAUCGGAAAGGUUUGCGGCAGAACCACGCCUCCGGCAUUUAAUGCGACUAGCAAUCGAAUGAAGGUUACGUUCCACACUAACGAGCGUAUCCAAGGCGAUGGUUUCCGUGCCCAAUGGUACGAGAAUUGCGGCGGGAUUUUCGAGGUCACCAAUACCGCGAAGAUCAUCGAGUCGCCGGGUUAUCCGAAUCUGUAUCGGCCCAAUUCGUUCUGCAACUAUACUCUGGUCGCCCCGGGAAAGGACAUUAUCGUGGAGUUCAUGGAGUUCCAGCUCGAACGCGGUCGCAGAGAUUGUCAAUUCGACAAUCUGACGAUUGUAAAGGACGCGCAGUACGAGCAAGAGGAGAAAACCUACUGCAGCGACAACAAACCACCAAUAUUCGAUUCGUACGAAAAAACUGAGAUCAUCUUCAGAUCGGAUAAAUACAUUCAACGUACCGGCUUCGCGUUCAAAUACAUCCUCAAAGGCUGCGGCGGAAACAUGACGAAACCUGGCAAAAUCAAACCUCUGAUGAACGGUGGCGAAUACUUCUCGAAUCUGAACUGCGUUUGGAGGAUCGAGGCGCCCCCGGAUAAAAGCGUCGUUCUACGUUUCGAGAGUUUCGUGUUAGAAUUGGUUCACAGUUGCCUCUUCGACAACAUCGAGAUUUACGACGGGGGUGAGAUCGACGAGGACAAGAGAUUGGGCAAAUUGUGUGGAAACCUGACGGAAAACCUGCCCGUUUUCAAAUCCACGAACAACACCAUGGUCGUCCAGUUUUACGCCGACCGGAGUCGCCAUUACGGCGGCUUUACCGCGGAGGUCCUGUUCGCGAAGAGCGUCGCGGCAGGUUGCGGCGGCAGCAUCAACCUGACCACGACGAGCACCUAUCAAUUCAGAACCCAGAAAGGUUCUACUUACGAGAGCUUGGAGGAUUGCCACUGGGACGUAACUACACACCCGAGUAACAAUAUCAGAUUCACUAUCAACAGCAUGGACCUCAAGAACAAUACCUACAUUAACAAGACCAAAGAUUACAACGGCGAUUACUUAGAGGUUCGCGAUGGUUCCGGCCCCUUUUCUGAACUUAUUGGCAAAUACUACGGUACUCUGUCGUCGCCAAUCGUCGUUACGUCCAGCGCGAACUCGCUUUGGAUACGGUUCUUUAGCGAUGGCACGCUGGAAGGAACCGGUGUCACCGGAACGCUCGAAACCACCGAAGCGAUUUGCCACUACGCUCACGUGGUAAGGAACGACACGAAAUACGAGCUCACUUCGCCGAAUUACCCUAACAAUUACGAACCGAGUGUACGGUGUCGUUGGCAGUUAGAAAACAACCUGGUGGGCAACGAGAAAAUAAUGAUACAUUUUAAAGAUCUGGACCUACCCAGCUCGGCUAAGUGCGAGGACAGUUAUCUUGAAAUUUCCGAUAGAUACAAUAUGAGGUACACCGGUGAGGGCUUUGGAUCGAGUUUGAUUUGGUCUGGCGGCGACGACAAUAGCAUGUACAUGGGCUCUCACUCGCCCACGACCUCGUACAGGUACUGUGGCCACUCGGUGCCCGGCGAUUACUACAGUUACAGUUCCAUUGUCGACGUAACGUUCAAAGGAGACAGCGCCGGUGCUCACAAGGGCUUCAAACUCGAAUACAGCAGCGCGGACUGCAAUCGGAAUUACACAACACCACAGGGACGAAUCCUUCAGGACGGAGUAAAGGAUUGCUGGGUCACGAUCAUAGCACCGGUCAAUUACACCAUUUCUCUAUACUUCCACAGAUUCACACUUUACGAUCCGGACAUGUGCACGCAAUCCUCGGUUAAAGUGUACGACGGUGGUUUCAACGAUAAACUUUUAGCCAUGCUGUGCGGAACGGAAAUACCGAGUCCUAUUUUCAGUACCGGCAACAAGUUGAGUUUACAUUCUUGGUCUGCAUGGUAUAGUAACUUCCAUUUUUACGACAUUUCUUUCACCACCACGGACAAAGGUCGUGGUUGCGGUGGUCGACUGUACAACUACGCGGGGUCAUUCACGUCGCCCAUGUAUCCGAACGAGUAUCGAAACAACACGAUCUGCGAGUGGUUCAUAGAGGUGCCACAUGACAUGAGGGUGAACUUGGAGUUCACCGUGUUCGACAUUGGUACCAGCACCAAUUGCGAGAACAAGUCCAACAUUCUAAAGAUUUACGAAGUCGAGCAAAACGGAGACAAAACGCUGGCCAACACUUUCUGCGGAGGGGAUAAUCUAGAGUCGUUCCAGACCAAUACCGAUCGAGUAAUGGUGCAGUACAUAUCAACGGUGAAUAACGUUGGAAGCGGUUGGGUCAUCAAUUUUGAAGCGAAAUCUUUUUGAAAAUAAUUCGAAGUACAACCCCCGGCGACAACGAAAGACGAAAGGCUCGCAGCGCCAAGAUCUGACAACGAUUGAUCGUCGCAAAAUCUUAUUUGUAAAUAAAAAAAACACAUCGAGACGCUCCGUUUACGUUCAC